AUGCAGUCGCAAGAAAGAACAUCCGACGACGAAGGGGAUGCUCGUGAAGGAUCUUCUCGUGAGACUUCUUCACACUCAUCGGAUUCAUCAAGUGUUGGUGAGCAACCGCCUCCACCGAAACGCUUCAGCCCGUUUCCCUCGGAACGAUCGGUUCAAAGCGAUGGCGGUGCAUUAUCGCAUUCGGCAUCAGUCAAAAAUGUUCGCGCGCUCAGUCGAAUGCCAGUCACGCAAAGUCAGACGUCGUUGGUUUCAUAUGGUGGCGCAGGUGAAGAAGAAGAUGCCGAUGAUCAGUUUGCUAAAGGUUGA
Molecule: messenger RNA, 306 nt
Organism: Anisakis simplex (herring worm)
Lineage: Eukaryota; Metazoa; Nematoda; Chromadorea; Rhabditida; Anisakidae
Source: the annotation of a GenBank genome assembly